Molecule: messenger RNA, 3972 nt
Organism: Aureobasidium musti
Lineage: Eukaryota; Fungi; Ascomycota; Dothideomycetes; Dothideales; Saccotheciaceae
Source: the annotation of a GenBank genome assembly
AUGGCCAACGACGAGAUCUUCUCGGGCCCCAUGUCCGAGAGCGUACCUACUGCCAACAGCUCCUUUGCACACCGUCGUUCACGCGCAGACUCGACUACCAGCUUCACCUAUUACGAUGAUCAGGACGAGGACCGGGAUAUCUCCGAUGAAGAAUGGCUCCAAGAAGAAGCCAUUAUUGACGAAGAAGCUGAGCUCGAAGAAGAUCGUGCUGAUGCUGAAGAUGGCCAUGCCUUUGCUGAGCCCGAUAUGGACCUAGAGUCUAACGAUCGGCCCUCUCUGCACAGUCGCAAAUCUUCUGGAUACUCUCGAUCAUCGGCCCGCAGCCCACUCUUGCGACGUCGACGCUCUUCGGACACGGACAGAAGUGUUCGAAGUGGCUAUGGCUCGGGCGGCAGAAUGAGCCAGAAAAUCUACAUACAGAACGAGGAUAUGACCAUUGUUGUUGCUGGUUUCAAGACUUCUGUUCUCGGCUACUCUAUCUAUCUCUGCAUAUCACUUUGUACUCUUGGACUUGGCUCAUUAUUAUUCCGCUGGUUGCCUCGAUGGCGCGUACGAUUGAUCGGCUCCCCGACUCCUCUGCAUAAGUGUGACUGGUUGGUCAUUGAGAAUCAGUGGAACGAAAUGGUCGUGCAGCAGCUGAGCAAGCAGAGUUUUGACAUGCCUCUUUCUUCGGUCUUCGGCAUGCCAGGCAAGGGGAAGAUGCGCGAGUUCGAUGAAUAUAACGACCCAAUCCUCGACGAACUCCGCAUCAUGGAUUACCGCUAUAUUCGUUUCUGCUUCCACCCCUUCAAGGACAAGUUUAUCCUCGGGAACACCUGGCAAGACCCCGCUUGGACAGAUGUUGUUACCAUACGUGCUGGUAUCGAUGGUGAGGAGCAAGAAAACCGCGAACGUAUUUUCGGCAAGAACAUGAUCGAUAUCGAGCAGAAGUCGGUCGGCCAGCUCCUUGUUGACGAAGCCUUGCAUCCGUUCUACAUCUUCCAGAUUGCCAGUCUGGUCCUCUGGUCUGUGGACGAGUACUACUACUAUGCUGCCUGCAUCUUCGUCAUUUCUAUUGUUAGUAUCGCUUCGACUUUGAUCGAAACUAGAGCGACUAUGGCACGUCUUCGGGAGAUCUCACGCUUCGAGUGCGACAUUCGUGUUCUCAGAAGUGGUUUCUGGCGUUACGUUCAGUCUAGCGAUCUGGUCCCAGGAGAUGUCUACGAGAUCACAGACCCAAAUCUGACCCAGUUCCCUUGUGACAGUCUUUUGCUUUCCGGUGACUGCAUAGUCAACGAAAGUAUGCUUACAGGAGAAUCAGUCCCAGUCUCAAAGAUUCCAACAACCAAUGAAUCACUGGAACUACUUGAUCUAAGCGCUUCUUCUAUCCAUCCCGAGGUCGCCAGAAACUUCUUGUUCAGCGGCACCAAGAUCAUUCGUGCCCGCAGACCCCAAGAGGACAAGAGUGACGAAGCCGCUGCGCUGGCUCUGGUCGUUCGUACAGGAUUCAACACCACCAAAGGAGCGUUGGUUCGCUCCAUGCUUNUUCCCAAGCCUUCUGGAUUCAAAUUCUAUCGAGACUCGUUCCGCUACAUCGCAGUGAUGGCAGGUAUCGCUAUGGUUGGCUUCGUGGCUUCAUUCAUCAAUUUUGUUCGCCUCGGCCUCGAAUGGCAUCUCAUUGUCGUUCGAGCAUUGGAUUUGAUUACUAUCGUUGUUCCCCCUGCGUUACCCGCCACUCUAACUAUCGGCACCAAUUUUGCUCUAUCUAGGCUGAAGAAGAAGUUCAUCUUCUGUAUUAGUCCUCAAAGAGUCAAUGUCGGUGGCAAGCUUGACGUGGUCUGUUUUGACAAGACCGGUACUCUGACUGAGGAUGGUCUCGAUGUCUUGGGAACGCGCGUAGUACACCGACCUGCCAACAGAUUCAGCGACAUCCUCACCGACUCUUCUGCUCUUCUGCCAGGCGCAACUUACGAGCGCGACCCUACAGUCGACUACAAUGCAAACAAGGCUAUCUUGUACACCAUGGCUACUUGCCAUUCUUUGCGGAUUGUCGAUGACGAGUUCGUUGGUGACCCUCUGGAUCUCAAGAUGUUCCAGUUCACCGGCUGGCAAUACGAAGAAGGCUCUGAACGACCUGGCGCGUCUGAUGAGGAUGAUCAAAACUCUCUGUCGCCAUCUGUAGCCCGCCCCCACCUGGUAUGGAACUUGNAUCUGGAUGAAGACGAGACUUCACCCAACAACAAACGAGCAAUUGAACUCGGAGUGCUGAAAUCCUUCGAAUUCGUCUCUCAAUUGAGGCGUGCGAGUGUCAUCGUACGUCAGUUCGGAGAUCCAAGUGGCAAUGUCUACGUUAAGGGUGCUCCUGAAUGUAUGAAAGACAUCUGCCGUCCUGAAAGUUUCCCACCGGAUUAUGAAGAGCUACUCAGCUACUACACCCACCGUGGUUUCCGUGUCAUCGCUUGCGCAACCAAGCAUAUCUUUAAGCUCAACUGGUUGAAGGUGCAANAGAUGAAGCGCGAAGAGGCCGAAUCUAACCUUGAAUUCGUCGGAUUCAUCAUCUUCGAGAACAAGCUUAAGCCCACUACAACUGGCAUCAUCGAAGAGCUUCGUGAUGCAAACAUUCGCACAGUCAUGUGUACCGGAGACAACAUCUUGACUGCUAUUAGUGUCGCCAGAGAGUGUAACUUGAUCGACAGAUCUGCUCAUUGUUUCGUCCCUCACUUUGUCGAGGGUGAUUCACGUACAGCACUAUCUCGCUUGAGCUGGGAAAGUGUGGAUAACCCUGCAUAUCAGCUAGACGACAACACUCUCAAGCCUUUGCCUCCGCCUGCCGAACACGACUCUUCUCUGCCAUACGACGUCUCAAACUUGCGCAACUACUCUAUCGCAGUCAGUGGUGAUGUUUUCCGCUGGCUUGUUGACUUCGCCUCACCAAAGGUUCUUCGUGAGAUGCUAGUCUGCGGCCAAGUCUUUGCGCGCAUGUCGCCUGACGAGAAGCAUGAACUUGUAGAGAAACUACAGAGCAUCGAUUACUGCUGCGGUUUCUGUGGUGAUGGUGCCAACGAUUGUGGUGCUCUCAAAGCUGCGGACGUAGGCAUCUCCCUCUCUGAAGCUGAGGCCUCAGUUGCCGCGCCGUUCACCAGCCGUAUCUUCGAUAUCUCCUGCGUACCAGAGGUUAUUCGCGAAGGUAGAGGAGCGCUUGUCACAAGUUUCAGCUGUUUCAAGUACAUGUCAUUGUACUCGGCUAUUCAAUUCACUUCUGUGAGUUUCCUCUAUGCAUCUGCAUCUAACCUUGGAGACUUCCAAUUCUUGUUCAUCGACUUGGCCCUCAUCCUUCCCAUCGCUAUCUUUAUGGGCUGGACAGGUCCAUACCCUAUCCUCUCCAAGAAACGACCUACUGCUAGCUUGGUCUCGCGCAAAGUCCUUACACCCCUACUUGGACAAAUUGUCAUCUGUGUUUUGACCCAAUUGGUCGGUUGGGAGAUUGUGCAACGCCAACCUUGGUAUCAGCCACCCAUCCUGGACAAGGAGCACUCAAACUCGGAAAACUCACAAAACACAACCCUCUUCCUGAUCUCUUGCUUCCAAUACAUACUUUCGGCCAUCGUGCUCAGUGUCGGACCUCCCUUCAGACAAUCUAUGACACAGAACCGUAAGUUCAGCAUAGUGAUUGGGGGUGGGAACAUAUUCACUAACAAAUUCAUAGUGCCUUUCGUCAUUACCAUGGUAGUAGCUGUUGGUGUAUCUGCCUACAUGCUGUUCGAUCCCGCCCCAUGGCUUGUCAGCCUGAUGGAGCUUACCGACAUGUCAACAAGCUUCCGCAUUUUCAUUUUGGUCCUUGCAACCGGAGGGUUUGCCUGUUCUUACCUGGCUGAAAGAGCUGUUUUCCCCCCUCUUGCCAAGUGGAUCGGUAAGGCUAACGCCAAACUACGACCGAGUCACCAGAAGAAGAGAAAGGAGUACAAGCUCAUUGCGGAGAGCAUGCGCAUUUGA